AUGCCAGGAGCCCGGGACCACUUCACUAGCCGUCAUUAUGACGCUGAACACAGCACCGGCCCGCUCAAGUUUCUGAAUCCAACUAAGCGAUAUCUGGUCGCCCACAAGAAGCCAAUCGCUGGGCCUGACACAGGGAAAACUCAACCGCCAGCGCGACCGAGUGCUCAGCAUCCCGGAGUUGCUCAUAUCUGGAGAAGUCGAGAUAAUAGGAAAGGACGGCAUGCGCUGGCCGUCAGUGUUGAUCCUAGAAAACAUGAUGCAACUGAAGGCCCGAGGCCAUCGAAUACCUGGAACCAGACUCUACGUGGGGUUUCGAGGAUGCUUCUGAGAUACCCAGUCUGGGAUGUGUCUUACGAUGUCGCGGUCGUCUUCACUAUAGGGUCGAUCAUUUGGGUUAUUAAUGGAUUCUUCUCCUGGUUGCCCGUCCAUUAUCCCUCGAUAGAGUUCUCUGACUGGGCUGGCGGACUGACAGCAUUCAUCGGAGCUACUGUCUUCGAGUUUGGUUCAGUGCUACUUAUGCUCGAGGCCGUCAACGAGAACCGCUCAGACUGUUUUGGAUGGGCAGUGGAAGAAACUGUAGAUGGUAUUCUCCAUCUCAAACCUGCACACAACUGCAGGCAUUCACAUGCCCAAAAGCGGACAUUUGUCAAAGGAACCUCACACCUAGUUAAAAUCAAAGAAAGACGUAUGGAAUCAUCUGACAGUAAUCGGACGUGGUCUUGGUGGCCGACGUGGUACGAGCUGAGAACGCAUUACUUCUAUGAGAUAGGUUUUCUGGCCUGCUCCUCGCAGAUGUUCGGCGCCACAGUCUUCUGGAUAUCAGGUUUCACGGCACUACCGCCUAUACUUCACAGCCUCUCUACGCCGGCUGAGAACGGGGCCUAUUGGCUGCCCCAAGUCAUCGGAGGCACGGGUUUCAUCGUCUCGGGCACGCUCUUCAUGCUUGAAGUCCAGUCUUGCUGGUACAUCCCCGCGCCACGGGUUCUCGGAUGGCAUAUUGGACUAUGGAACUUGAUAGGCGCUAUCGGAUUCACGCUGUGCGGCGCGCUGGGCUUUGGUGCCACACAGCCGGGUGUCGAGUAUGCGCUUGCGCUGUCGACGUUCAUAGGCUCUUGGGCAUUUCUUGUGAGUUUAGCGGUGCUUCGUGGGAGGCAUGGGACUGACUCGAGCUUGCAGAUUGGGAGUGCGAUACAAUGGUUCGAGAGCCUUAACAAGUAUCCUGUCUGGGUAGAUGAAAAGGUUGGGCGCCUGGAGCGGCAAACAGGCUGA
Messenger RNA from Clonostachys solani, 1269 nucleotides. The record is from the annotation of a GenBank genome assembly. Lineage: Eukaryota; Fungi; Ascomycota; Sordariomycetes; Hypocreales; Bionectriaceae.